Thamnophis sirtalis is the source of this 1140-nucleotide messenger RNA. RefSeq names its product N-acetyllactosaminide beta-1,3-N-acetylglucosaminyltransferase 3. Gene Ontology annotation, biological process: poly-N-acetyllactosamine biosynthetic process; protein O-linked glycosylation. Gene Ontology annotation, molecular function: hexosyltransferase activity; UDP-glycosyltransferase activity. Gene Ontology annotation, cellular component: Golgi membrane. The record is from RefSeq and is a predicted model, not a curated record. NCBI's taxonomy places the organism in Eukaryota, Metazoa, Chordata, Lepidosauria, Squamata, Natricidae.
AUGCCCCGACGCUGGUGCUAUAAAGCGGAGACCCUCGUCCUCAGCCUGGUGGGCUUCAGCUGCCUCCUCUUCCUCCUCCAGUCGCACAGCCGCAGCCCCCUCCCGGAAGAGGCAGGCACCCCGGAGCCUCCCACGGCGCCCCCCACCCCCACGGCCCCGCAGCCGCUUCCCGAGUGCCGGCAGAACGCCUCCGUGGCCGGACUCCCCGGCUUCGCCGAGCUGCCCAACCACAUCAAGGACUUCCUGGGCUUCCGCCACUGCCGGGCCUUCCCGCUGCUGCUGGACCUGCCCGGGAAGUGCGGCCCCCCCGAGGCCUCCCACCAGGUCUUCCUGCUGCUGGCCGUCAAGUCCUCCCCGGCCAACUACGAGCGCCGCGAGGUCAUCCGCAAGACCUGGGGCCAGGAGCGCACCUUCGCCGGCGUCCACAUCCGGCGCGUCUUCCUCUCCGGCGUGGCAGGCAGCCCCCGGGAGGCGCGCAAGCUCAACCGGCUGCUGCGCCUGGAGCAUGCCGAGCACGGCGACAUCCUGCAGUGGGGCUUCGUGGACUCCUUCUUCAACCUCACCCUCAAGCAGCUGCUCUUCCACGCCUGGCUGGAGAGGCGCUGCCCGGCCGUCCGCUUCGUCUUCAACGGGGACGACGACAUCUUCGCCAACACCGACAACAUGGCCCACUACCUGCUGGGGGUGCCCGGCGCAGGGGACCAGCACCUUUUCGUGGGCCACCUCAUCACCAACGUGGGCCCCAUCCGGGAGAAGUGGAGCAAGUACUACGUGCCGGAGCAGGUCACCUCCGCCAAGUCCUACCCGCCCUACUGCGGGGGCGGGGGGCUGCUGAUGUCCGGCUUCACCUGCCACGCCAUCUACCAGCAGGCGCUGGGCAUCCCGCUCUUCCCCAUCGACGACGUCUACCUGGGCAUGUGCCUGGAGAAGGCGGGGCUGGCCCCCUCCUCCCACGCGGGCAUCCGGAUGGUGGGCGUGAGCGUGCCCUCCGCCAAGCUGGACUCCUUCGACCCCUGCUACUACAAGGAGCUGCUGAUGGUGCACCGCUUCGUGCCCUACGAGAUGCUGCUCAUGUGGGAGGCCAUCCACCAGCCGGACUUGGUCUGCGGGAAGAAGGCGGAGAUUUACCCGAGUUUGUGA